Messenger RNA from Pyricularia grisea, 1251 nucleotides. RefSeq lists its product as uncharacterized. Lineage: Eukaryota; Fungi; Ascomycota; Sordariomycetes; Magnaporthales; Pyriculariaceae. The record is from RefSeq and is a predicted model, not a curated record. The transcript is spliced from 3 exons. The coding region runs from base 369 to 1106 and encodes 245 amino acids. Gene Ontology annotation, molecular function: sugar-phosphatase activity; beta-phosphoglucomutase activity.
GCGGGAGCGGAGCUUCCCUAAAGAGCAUGGCUCCAGCAGGCGGGGUUCUCAAGCCCGGGUAGAUGCAGCAUCUGGUGUCGGCCCUGACUGAAUGAAUCGUCUGGUAUUGGAACCUGACAGUGGCGGCUCUUUGUGCAAACGUCUCUUGUUAUAAGUGUCACCUCCUGCUGUCAGAUUUCGUGUUAGAUCUCCACGUAUCAACAAGAACAAUUGAAUAGAUUAGACGACCCAUACGGUAGAAUCCUGCCACACAACUUAAACCCCUCACACCGCUUAACUUAUUAGACAGCUUCUCUUGUCUCUACACUACUACCUACCACCUGCUUUUUAUUCAAUCUCUCCCCGAAAAUCCCCGUCAAUAGGUCACAAUGGGAAGCAUACAAGUACCCGAGGGCACCUUUACAGCCCCGGCGCAGCAAGUUGUCCUCGAUGGUUUUCUCUUCGAUAUGGACGGCACCAUCAUAGACUCGACAAAAGCCAUUGAGAUGCACUGGGCAUCGGUUGGUAAAGAGAUUGGAGUGGAUCCGGAGCUCAUCUUGAAGACAUCGCACGGGCGCCGUAGCAUCGACACGCUCAAGAUAUAUUGCCCAGAAAAGGCAACCAUUGAGUACGCUUCAGAGAUGGAAGGCCGCCUACCCAAGCUGUACAGCAAAGAGGCAGAGGAGAUCCCCGGUGCCCGCUCGCUCCUCCAAUCCAUAAUCGCCACCAAGACUUCCCCCUGGGCCAUCGUGACGUCCGGGACGAAACCGCUCGUCGACGGCUGGCUUGAGGUUCUGAACCUGCCGCGGCCUGCGCACAUGAUCACCGCCGAGUCUGUCCAGAACGGCAAGCCUGAUCCCACGUGCUACCUCAUGGGCCUCGACGGGCUCGGCCUCCGCGAUCGGGCCGCCAACGUCCUCGUGCUGGAGGACAGCCCCGCCGGGAUCCUGGCCGGCAAGGCGGCCGGGUGCAAAGUGCUUGGGCUGGUAACUAGCCACACUGUCGAGCAGGUGGUGGAUGCCGGACCAGACUGGGUUGUCAAGGAUUUGACGUCUGUGAGGCUCGUCGGCGGUGCUGAGGAUGGAAGAGUUACCUUGGAGAUUGUGGAUGCACUGGAGUCGAAGUAACUUAGACGAGCAUAGCUCUGCUCAAGUUCACCUAGGCACUCAUCUCUAUUAAUCGUUGAAAUUCAUUGCAAAGCGGGUAGAUAGAGUUAUCGAUGGUUUAGAACUGGGACUCAAACCUCUACUUUAGAUGAUUGAAAGAGUGCCC